GCUGGGGCCGGGCCCGUCCGGGUGCGGCGGGUGCCGAGGGAGGGAAAAUUCGGUAGAGCCGCUGCCGGUCCUGGUACCGAAACGGUGCGGGGGGGGGAGCCGGGGCUAGAAGGCAAACAGCGGGAGGGUGCGCGGAGCGGCGUGGCGGGGCCCCGCGGCCCCCCGCUGGGCUCUCCCCCUUCCUUUCCUGGCGUAGGACGCGCGUCCCCGGGCGGGGCCUCCCCGGGCCGGUGCGCGGAGCCGGGAGCCGGUCGGUGCUGCCGCUGCUGCCGCCUCGCCCGGCGCCGCGGGGCGGGCGGGGGGCGGGCGCCCGGGGCCGCCGGUGUGCCCGCCCGGCCCCGCCGAGCCCGCGGGGGCAGCAGGAGCGGGGAGCGCGGCAGCCGAGCAGCCUGUGUCGGGGGGCGAGGGAAGGGAGGAAGGAUACAUGAGAUGCUGAAAAGAGAGAAAAUGCUAUGCUGGGGAUACUCGUCUUUUGGACAACCUGGCAUAGGUAGCAACCUCCAGGUCAUCAUUCCUGAACCGCAGGUGUAUGGAUUCAUUCAUGACAGAAAUGUCAAGGAGGUGGCAUGUGGAGGAAAUCACUCUGUGUUUCUGUUGGAAGAUGGGGAAGUGUACACCUGUGGCUUGAACACCAAAGGCCAACUGGGGCAUGACUAUGAAGGAAGCAAACCAGAGCAAAUCGGAGCGCUGGCCGGGCAGCACAUUGUGCACGUGGCCUGCGGAGAGUCUCACAGCGUGGCACUCAGCGACCAGGGCCAGCUCUUCUCCUGGGGCGCCGGCAGCGAUGGACAGUUGGGCCUCACCACUAUAGAAGAUGCAGUGACAGUACCAAGGUUGAUAAAGAAAUUGAACCAACAGAUGAUACUGCAGGUUUCCUGUGGAAAUUGGCAUUGCCUGGCUUUGGCAGCAGAUGGCCAGUUCUUCACAUGGGGGCAGAACAGCUAUGGCCAGCUGGGCUUGGGCAAAGAAUGUCCCUCCCAAGCCAGCCCACAACGUGUCAAAUCUCUUGAUGGUAUCCCUUUGGCUCAGGUUGCUGCAGGUGGAGCCCACAGUUUUGCCCUCUCUCUCUCAGGAGCUGUGUUUGGCUGGGGGAAGAACAGCUCGGGACAGCUGGGACUGAGUGAUGAACGAGACCGGGAAUCCCCUUGUCAUGUGAAGCUGUUGCGGUCUCAGAAGGUUGUUUACAUCAGCUGUGGAGAGGAACACACAGCAGUUCUGACAAAGAGUGGAGGGGUGUUCACGUUCGGUGCAGGUUCCUGCGGGCAACUGGGACAUGACUCAAUGAAUGAUGAAGUGAACCCCCGAAGAGUUCUUGAGCUAAUGGGCAGUGAAGUAUCCCAGAUUGCUUGUGGCAGACAUCACACUUUAGCCUUUGUGCCUUCUUCAGGAAUGAUCUAUGCAUUUGGCUGUGGAACAAGAGGCCAGCUGGGAACGGGGCACACUUGCAAUGUUAAGUGUCCCUCUCCUGUCAAGGGUCACUGGGCAGCUCACAAUGGGCAACUCUCAGGGAAACCUGAUGCCUGUAAAUAUCACAUUGUUAAACAUAUCUUCUCUGGAGGAGACCAAACAUUUGUGCUUUGCUCCAAAUAUGAGAAUUCCUUGCCUGCUGAUGAUUUCCGGACCAUAAAUGAAACACGUUACACCUGUUUAAUAAAUGAUGAAACUAUAGAUGUCUGGAGGCAAAAGCUUUUAGAAAAGAACAGUUCUAAUUCUGUCAAUAGUGUUGUUCAGAUACUGUCCUCAGCUGCCUGCUGGAAUGGAAGCUUCUUGGAGAAGAAAAUUGACGAACAUUUUAAAACCAGUCCGAAGAUCCCAGGGAUUGAUCUGAACUCCACCAGAGUGCUGUUCGAGAAGCUGAUGAACUCUCAGCACUCCAUUCUCCUAGACCAGAUACUGAAGAGCUUUGAAAGUUUUUUGAUUCCUCAGCUGUCCAGCUCACCACCAGAUGUCGAGGCAAUGAGGAUCUAUCUGAUUCUCCCUGAAUUCCCACCCUUCCAAGACUCCAAGUAUUAUAUCACAUUAACACUUCCUCUAGCAAUGGCUAUUCUGCGCCUAGAUACAAACCCCAGCAAAGUUCUUGAUAACUGGUGGUCUCAAGUGUGCCCAAGAUAUUUCCUCAGGCUAGUGGACCUCUAUAAAGGCGCAGUAGUUUACCUCCUCAGCGGAAGAAAGACGUUGUUGAUUCCAGUUCUGUUCAGUAGCUACAUUACAGCUGCUCUCAGACUUCUGGAGAAACUCCACAAGGUAAAUCAGAAGGUUAAACACGUAGAAUAUGAUAAGUUUUAUAUCCCUGAGAUUUCCAGCUUGGUGGACAUUCAGGAGGAUUAUCUCAUGUGGUUCUUGCAUCAGGCUGGAAUGAAAGUAAGACCAUCUAUCAUGCAGGAUGCUGUGACACUCUGUUCUUAUCCUUUCAUCUUUGAUGCUCAGGCUAAGACCAAGAUGUUACAGACAGAUGCAGAACUACAGAUGCAGGUUGCAAUAAAUGGUGCAAAUUUGCAGAAUGUCUUCAUGCUUCUCACCCUGGAGCCUCUGCUGGCCAGAAGCCCCUUCCUGGUACUUCAUGUUCGCAGGAGUAACUUAGUUGGUGAUGCUUUAAGGGAGCUGAGCAUCCAUUCAGACAUUGAUUUGAAAAAGCCUCUUAAAGUUAUCUUUGAUGGUGAGGAAGCUGUUGACGCUGGAGGAGUGACAAAGGAAUUCUUCCUCCUGUUGUUAAAAGAACUCCUCAACCCCAUCUAUGGCAUGUUCACUUACUACCCAGAGUCAAACCUCCUGUGGUUUUCAGACACGUGUUUUGUAGAGCACAACUGGUUUCACUUAAUUGGCAUCAUAUGUGGUCUUGCAAUAUACAACUUCACAGUGGUAGACCUUCACUUUCCCUUGGCUCUGUACAAAAAACUCUUGAACGUGAAGCCCUGCCUAGAGGAUUUGAAGGAGCUAUCCCCUACGGAAGGAAGGAGUCUUCAGCAACUUUUAGAUUACCCUGGGGAAGAUGUAGAAGAGACAUUCUGCUUGAAUUUUACAAUCUGCAGGGAAAGCUAUGGUGUGACCGAGCAGAAGAACCUGAUUGAAGAUGGAGAUAAAAUUCUGGUGCAGAAGGACAAUAGGAAAGAGUUUGUUGAAGCCUACGUAAAUUAUAUCUUCAAUCUCUCCAUCCAUGAGUGGUAUGCGGCCUUUUCCACUGGCUUCCUGAAAGUGUGUGGUGGGAAAGUCCUGGAACUCUUCCAGCCCACAGAGCUCAGAGCCAUGAUAGUUGGAAACAGUAACUACAACUGGGAGGAACUGGAGGAGAGUGCUGUCUACAAGGGAGACUACACUGCGACACACCCAACUGUGAGAAUGUUUUGGGAAACCUUUCAUGCAUUUCCCUUGGAAAAGAAGAAGAAAUUUCUCUUGUUUCUGACGGGCAGCGACCGCAUUCCCAUCUACGGCAUGUCCAGCCUGCGCAUCGUCAUCCAGUCCACCGCCAGCGGGGAGCAGUACCUGCCCGUGGCACACACCUGCUACAACCUCCUGGACCUGCCCAAGUACAGCAGCAAGGAGAUCCUCAGCGCCCGCCUGGUGCAAGCCAUUGAUCACUACGAGGGCUUCAGCUUAGCUUGACCUGCGUGGGAGAGGCGCAGACGCUUGGGUACGGAGGAAGAAAACGAUGGGCGUGGCUUUAUUUUUGUAAAGGAAGGGAUCAGAACAUUGCGGGGGGGAAAAUAGAAUUCAUAAUAAUAUUAAUAAUAGAUUGAAAUGAUGCAGUCUCAGCCUGAUGCUGCCAGCAUUUUGUGGGGCUUCAGCAGGGACAGGCUAUUGCUUUUAAUUUUCUCACCUACUGAACAAAAUCAGUUCAGUGGUCAUUUUUAUUGGUUUCUCUCCAACUCGACAUCACUGCCCUCCCAGCAAUGCCUUGUAGUUUGCUUUUAUCACCCACAGGCACACGCUCUCACACUCCCUCUCUCUCAUACACUUUCUUUCACACUCUAUCUCACGCUCACCUCUCCUUUUAAUCCAGUUUAAAUAUUUUGAUGUUCCUUGCAUUUAGGCUAUGGUGGAAAUUAAGGAUGAACUGGUGAUCUCCUUUUUGAAAAGCUGUGAUUUCCCCCUACCCUUUUUACCUCCCUUUUUAAAUGCAAGCUGGUUCUUGCUUUGAAUGGAAAUAUCCCCUCUGUCCUUGGCGGAUGGUACUGGGCUGGGACGUCAUUUGUGACCCCCAGGGCGGUGUAUUAGUGAUGCUCUGUCUUUUUGCACCAGGAUGUCUCAUGGAGAAUGUGAUAGUUUGGGGGUGGGGGGUGUUGGCUUGUUUUUUCUUACUUGUCUCAAAUUUUAUUUCUAAGCAAUGUCUUCUUAAAGAAGCCUCAGACUCCUCAGGGGCAGGGUUUGUGUUCAGGCUUGUGGAAGGACAAACCCUACUUAGAAUAAUGGGUUUCUCAAAUUGCAUCUCUCUUGUGUUGUGUUUCUAUCUUGGCAAGUCUAGAGGUUUGACGGGUGGGCACUGCCGAGCUCGAGCUCUGUUUUUCCAUCCGAACAGACCUGUUAUUCCAACACAAGGUGAGGUGGCUGCUUUUGCCACUGCCGCCUUUUUCCAGAGGAGUCGCGCGCGUGUGAAUGUACGUGUGAGGGGGGGUGUGAGGUGUGUACGAGCUCUCCAGUCCCAUCAGGUCAGAGAAGAGGAAUAAGCAUGAGACCGCGCAUUUGAGCCGUAACCUUCUGUUUGGAGAUUGGUUUUAUCCUUGCAGUUAGGGUUACGUUAUUUUGCUGGUUGGGAGGAGCCCUUUCACGUGACAGCUGUUGUGCUGGGGGGCCCUAAAGGACAAUCUGUAUGAAUUAGACUGGAAAUGUACAUUAGGACUUGAGUAGGCAAAAUUAUUAUCUAAAUCUAUCCUGUAAGAUUGGAGAGCCUUUAUCCUCUUUCCUCCAGUCUCAUACCCCCUCCCAUCACAUGAAGUUUGAAUGAGCCUCCCCCCCCCCCCCCCCCCCAAUUUUUCAGGUCUUGAUGUAAAUCUCAUUUUAAGCCUAGCGUGGUUUUGACAUUGACUUGUUACUAGGACAUAGUAUUUAUGCAUCAUGUUCAAUAUGCAGUAUUGAACUUUGCACCUCAUAACAAAAGGUUUUAAAGGCUUCUGGGUUUUUUAAGACAAGCUGUAGGCUACACCGAGAGCCCUCCAGCCUCUUUCUAAUGCAGCAUUGAAGACAAAUACACAGUUAUAUAUAAAAUGUUUAUUUUCGAUGUGUGUGUACAUAGUACAGUAUUAUGCAAUAAAUUUGAUGUUUAAUUCUGA
This is a messenger RNA of Tyto alba (common barn owl), 5264 nucleotides long. RefSeq names its product HECT and RLD domain containing E3 ubiquitin protein ligase 3 (gene HERC3). Bases 430 to 3600 code for a protein of 1056 amino acids. Gene Ontology annotation, molecular function: ubiquitin-protein transferase activity. Lineage: Eukaryota; Metazoa; Chordata; Aves; Strigiformes; Tytonidae. The record is from RefSeq and is a predicted model, not a curated record. The transcript is spliced from 25 exons.